Messenger RNA from Cucurbita pepo subsp. pepo (vegetable marrow), 492 nucleotides. The record is from RefSeq and is a predicted model, not a curated record. Lineage: Eukaryota; Viridiplantae; Streptophyta; Magnoliopsida; Cucurbitales; Cucurbitaceae.
AUGGCUGAAGCUUCUCUUCAACUUCACAGGGACCAUGCUCAUGGAGCUGAAGCUGAAGCUCAAGAGCUCAUGCAAAACUAUGACAAAAAUGCUGAUUCAAGCCUCUCCAAGGAGGAGCUAAGUGCAGCCAUCCACCACAACCAAGCUAAGAACCCAGGAUCACACAAUCCGGAAGCCAAGAAGAAGGAUGUUGCACCCAAAGCUCAGAAGGUGCCUGCUAAGGCUGCCGAAGAGAAGGGGGCGAGUAUGAAGCUUAGUAGGAGCCAAAUCAAGGAGAUAUUCAUGGAGCAUGAUAUCGAUGGUGAUGGGUACCUCAGUGUUAGUGAGUUGACAAAGGCUUUUAGUUUCUUUGGUUCUAUCAUUCCACUCUACAAAGCUCAUUAUGGUUUAGCUUAUGCUGAUGCUGAUGGAGAUGGGCUUAUUAGUGAGGAGGAGCUUGAAAAACUUGUUGAUUAUGCUGAGAGAACCAACAAAAAGAAGAGAGGGUUUUAA